Xyrauchen texanus (razorback sucker) is the source of this 1882-nucleotide messenger RNA. Its product is annotated as homeobox protein OTX1 A-like. Gene Ontology annotation, molecular function: DNA-binding transcription factor activity, RNA polymerase II-specific; RNA polymerase II cis-regulatory region sequence-specific DNA binding. The transcript is spliced from 4 exons. Gene Ontology annotation, biological process: regulation of transcription by RNA polymerase II; multicellular organism development. The coding region runs from base 306 to 1358 and encodes 350 amino acids. NCBI's taxonomy places the organism in Eukaryota, Metazoa, Chordata, Actinopteri, Cypriniformes, Catostomidae. The record is from RefSeq and is a predicted model, not a curated record. Gene Ontology annotation, cellular component: nucleus.
CAUUACGCGUGGAUACCAACCUUCAUGUAGGCUAUUUAACUUUUUGGAGUGCGACUUGAUAACAGAGUUUGUGCCGAAAUUGGGAACUAGCUCUGAAGUUUGUGGCUAAUUCGUUUCCUUCGAUUCAAACAAUCAGCUGGAGUCAAGAAUUGUCACCAAAAGUGAUUCUUGAUGCUGUGGAUUGUCUGUACGGAUCUCAAUGAAAAGAAGACAUCAGAAGAACAAGAAUAAACAGGUGUCUCACGGGAUAAGAGGAAUCCGAAUUUUGCUGUUCGAGCGCGGUUCCCUCAUAAACUCAAGCUACGAUGAUGUCAUACCUCAAACAGGCCCCGUAUGCCAUGACCGGUCUGGGGCUCAGCGGGGCCACCAUGGACCUCCUUCACCCUUCUGUAGGAUACCCGGCAAAUGCCCGAAAACAAAGAAGAGAGAGGACCACUUUCACUCGCACCCAGUUGGACAUAUUGGAGAAUAUGUUUGCCAGAACACGCUACCCGGACAUUUUCAUGCGCGAGGAAGUGGCACUGAAAAUCAAUUUGCCAGAGUCAAGAGUGCAGGUGUGGUUUAAGAACAGAAGGGCAAAGUGUCGGCAACAACAGCAGAGCAGCAGCAGUUCGAAGAUCCGUCCUGCUAAAAAGAAAUCCUCUCCUUCCCGUGACAGCAUGGGGUCAGAAAGCAGCGGCCACUUCACUCCUCCCGCGGUUUCCUGUAACAACACAUCCUCCUCAUCGUCCUCAGGCUCUAACCCCUCUGGUCUUAGUGGAUUGGGUCUGAUCAGCAGCUCUUCCACAGGAACAGCACCUGUCUCCUCCAUCUGGAGUCCCGCUCCAGUCUCGCCUCUAGCCGCUCCACCCUCCCUCCCUGAUAUUUCCCCCCCAGCUAGUGCAUCCUGCAUGCAGAGGGCUAUUUCAGGCAGUGGGGGUACCACAGGAGUGCCGUCAUAUCCCAUGCCCUACAACCAGGCUCCCAGCUAUGCCCAGGGCUACCCAACCUCGAACGCUGCCUCUUAUUUUGGAGGCAUGGACUGCAGCUCCUACUUGGCACCCAUGCCUGGCCAUGCCCACCACCCGCACGUCCAUCACACACAGCUGAGCACUAUGGCAGGCACCACUGCAGUGUCAGGCCACCACCCGCAUCACCCUCAGCACAUUGGGCAGAGCAGCGGGCACCCACACCCGCACCACCCUCACCAGGGCUACGGUGGUUCAGGGCUGCCUUUCAGCGCCACAGACUGUCUGGAUUAUAAAGAUUACAAAGAGCAAGCUGCCGUGGCAUCGUCAUGGAAACUUAACUUCAGCUCUGCAGCGGCAGACCUCUUGGACUACAAAGACCAGGCAGCCUGGCGUUUUCAGGUAUUGUAAGGACUGUUUUAAAGACUGGUAAAGAUUGCUUGUUUGUUUUCCGUCUGAGAAGUUCAUCCCACAACAAUACAGACUACGUUGGACACCACAGGGUGCUGGAAGAUGACAUUGUGAGGUGACUUUCUGUGCCAAGCUUUUCCACCUUUCAGGGGAAUGACUCAGAAGAGCUAUGGGCACAAAUACCAAAGUUUCUUUAAGAAAAUAAAAACUAUUCCUCAAGAAACAUUCGUUGUGUUCCCCAAACAUUUAGAUGGGUUGUUCAUUGUCUUAAUUGGACCGACAAGAAUAUUUCUUUAGAAAUGUCUAAAGUAAUCAUGCACUCCCUGGCAUGACGCACUGAAUGAAUGAGGUUUCAAAUAAUGAAGGCAAUAAUAAUUUUAUAUAAUUUUCUUUACAGGGGACAAGGUAGCACCUGUGAGAUGUUAAAACAAAUUUGCAUUUGUGUUCAUUUAAUAAAUAUAAGCUUAAAAUUGAGCCAAUUUGUUUUUAAUUUCAAAAGUGUCAAGUUGAAAAUAAAGACUUUU